Messenger RNA from Colius striatus (speckled mousebird), 2196 nucleotides. RefSeq names its product kelch like family member 10 (gene KLHL10). The transcript is spliced from 5 exons. Gene Ontology annotation, molecular function: protein binding. Lineage: Eukaryota; Metazoa; Chordata; Aves; Coliiformes; Coliidae. The coding region runs from base 421 to 2196 and encodes 591 amino acids. The record is from RefSeq and is a predicted model, not a curated record.
UGGGUUCAUCACUGACAUCUCAGUUUCCUCUGGAGUGAGCUAGUACGAGGGCAGUCAGUGCUCACCAUUUGUUGAGCUUUAUAUCAAGGCUAAACACUAUCUGAAUGCUGCAGAGGAAUCAAAAGGCUGGUUUGGCUCAGAGCAGCCAUUGGCAACAUAUAGAUCCAGAGCCCAGCAUCCUUUGGCUGGGGUUGGCAAGUGCCAGGACUCUGCUGCCUGCCCAUCCAAGCUGGUUACUGCUGCAGUGGUAACCGGCCCCAGCUGCCCCCCUGCCCCUUUAUGAAGUGUCUCCAUAGCAACCAGGCAAUGCAAAAGCACUCUGAAGAAUCCCUGUAGCACCUCAGGGAGAAACACGUCCCAGCACACCUCAGGCUUCAAGGUGGGCAUGCCUUGGUGCUCACCAGGUAUCUACCCUCAGACAUGGAGAGGAAGAUGAGUGGUAUGGCUUGCAACAUUUUCAAUGAGCUUCGCCUGGAAAAGAAACUCUGUGAUGUGAUCAUCACUGUGGACGGUGUUGAGUUCAGUGCUCACAAGAACAUCCUUUGCACCUGCAGUGCCUAUUUCAGGUCGUUGUUUACCAGCAGCUGGAAUAACUCAGAGAAGGAAGUGUAUAAAAUCCCUGGUGUUUCACCCGAAAUGAUGAAGCUCAUUAUUGAGUAUGCCUACAACAGGUCAGUGCUGGUCACUGAGGACAACGUCCAAAGUUUGCUAACUGCUGCAGACCAGUUCAAUGUCACUGGCCUCGUCAGGCUGUGCUGCAGCUUCUUAAAAUCCCAGCUCUGCUUGCAAAACUGCAUUGGCAUCUUCCGACUCACAAGUUACUACUACCUUCCUGAGCUGCAAGAAGCAGCCUUUAUGUUCAUCCUCUAUCACUUUGAGGACGUAGCCAAGGAGUCUCCAGAGUUUGUAGAUCUCUCCAUCAGCGACCUCGAGCGCAUCAUUGAGCAGGAUGAGCUCAACGUGAUACACGAGGAGACCGUGUUCAAAGCUGUCGUGAAGUGGAUUUCUCACGACCCACAGAACAGGAAGCAGCACAUCGCAGUCUUGCUGAGCAAGGUUCGACUGGUUCUGGUAAAUGAAGAGAACUUCAUGAAAAACAUCAAAAAGCACAAUUACGUGCAGGGCAAUGAGGAGUGCAAAGCUCUCAUCAUCAGCACACUAACCUGUAUGUACAAUCUGAACGGGCAAGGCACACCCUGCUCCAAAUCUGCCAGCUUGCUCAGCCGGCGCCGACUGCCCUUUGCCGUCCUCUUUGCCAUCGGGGGCUGGAGCGAAGGGAGCCCGAUCAACACCAUCGAGACGUACGACACCCGCGCAGACAACUGGAUGACCCUCACGGAUAUGGGAGAAGAUCCCGUCGCCUAUCAUGGGGCGGCUUAUUUAAAAGGCUUCAUCUACAUCAUCGGAGGAUUUGACAGCAUGGAUUAUUUCAACAACGUCAAGCGGUUCAACCUGCUUCACAAAACGUGGCAGCAAGUCGCCCCCAUGCACGCCCGGCGCUGCUACAUCAGCGUGGCCGUGCUCGACGGCUUCAUCUACGCCAUGGGAGGGUUUGACGGGCACGUGCGCCUCAACACGGCCGAGAAGUACGAGCCAGAGACCAACCAGUGGACGCUGAUUGCCCCCAUGCACGAGCAGAGGAGUGAUGCCAGCGCCACUGCGCUCAACGGCAAGGUGUAUAUCUGUGGCGGGUUCAACGGACAUGAGUGUUUGAUGACAGCUGAGGCUUACAACCCCAUGACCAGACAGUGGUCCCUUAUAACCUCGAUGAGAAGCAGACGGAGUGGAGUGGGAGUGAUCGCGUACAGAGGCAAAGUGUAUGCGGUCGGAGGGUUUGACGGCAGCAGACGGCUUUGGAGCGCGGAAGCUUACAGCCCCGAUUCCAACACGUGGAACGAUAUCCCUCACAUGUUCAGCCCUCGCAGCAACUUCGGCAUCGAAGCGGUGGAUGACAUUUUGUUUGUGGCUGGUGGCUUUAAUGGCUUUUCCACUACGUUGACUGUGGAGUGUUACUACGACAGGACCAACGAGUGGUACGAGAUUCAGGACAUGAGCAUAAACCGCAGUGCUCUGAGCUGCUGCGUGGUGCCAGGUCUGCCUAAUGUCAGGGACUACGUCAGCAAACGAGACACCUUCAUGGAGAACUCUCCCAAGGAAAUCUGUUUGAGCCUUUCAACACGUAGCCUGUCUGAAUAA